Aplysia californica (California sea hare) is the source of this 6960-nucleotide messenger RNA. RefSeq lists its product as uncharacterized. Lineage: Eukaryota; Metazoa; Mollusca; Gastropoda; Aplysiida; Aplysiidae. The record is from RefSeq and is a predicted model, not a curated record. Bases 572 to 6574 code for a protein of 2000 amino acids. Gene Ontology annotation, molecular function: RNA polymerase II cis-regulatory region sequence-specific DNA binding; DNA-binding transcription factor activity, RNA polymerase II-specific. The transcript has 3 exons. Gene Ontology annotation, biological process: regulation of DNA-templated transcription.
UACUAUUUCACAUUGCAGAAUGUAAUUAUUUUGUGAAAAUGACUACAUUGGCUGAAUAAAAGACUGGAAACUGACAUUACUUGUGCUGGUGACCCUGAAUCUGUAGUCUCCAGGACUGUUCAAGAAAGGAACAGAGUUAUAAAAUGUAACCUUUUCUGUAUCUUUGCACUAGAAGUAGUGAUUCCUCUUCUUAAAUUGGUGUUCUCGACUGCCGGUAACAUUUGGUACAGAGGUGGUUAAAAUUCUUUUCUGGAAAAAGCCAACUCAGAGAUUUUAACGUUAAAGAAGAAGUUUCAAAAUGGAAACACUCUGUCUGUCUGGAGGAAGGGAAAGUCAGAGGUUUAUUGUACAAGGUUGGAGAUUGUUCAAGGUAGGAGAGAAAGGCAGGCCAGCUUAGUAAUGAGGAGAUGACUCUGGGCUGACAAAGAAAAUGCAGUCGAAAUGCCCUGACCUUGACUAGGGGAAAGCUGCAUGCAGAGGACGAAAAAGACAUCAACUCAUCUUUCAACUUCAGUGCAGUAUCAUUUAUUUCAGAAACAGAUUGGGAAGAAAACUAGCUAUUUGAUGAACAAUGGAGCCGAUGGAAUUCAGUAUCGCCCUUCCGCGCUUCACGGAUUUCACCAGCGUGGGCUCGGAGUGGUUCUCCAUGAAGCAGCGCCUUACCUCCCACCAGAACCACAGCAGCCACCACCACCACCACCCCCACGCCCAGAACCAGGGGCUGGUAGAGGCCUUCCUCAUCAACAUCGCCGCCGAGCAGGUUCAGCUCGUCUUCAACUCGUUCGGCCUGUCCUACGAGGAAGCCGUCAAGUUUAGCGGGGUGCUCCAGAGACUCGAGGACUUGUGUCUCCCCAGAUUUCUCAUUAUUUACAACCGAUACAAGUUCUUCACCUGCAAGCAGGACACUCAGACUAAGUUUGACGGCUUCCUCAGUGAACUGCUGCAGUGGUCGGAGAACUGUGAGUUCGGUGAUCUCAAAGAUAUUUUGCUGAAAGACUGCAUUAUCAGUGGGAUUUGUGAUGAUUCACUGCGGCAGAAUCUGCUGAGGACAGAGGAACUUGAUUACGCCAAAACGUUGUCAAUAUGUAAAGCAGCUGAAGGUCGGAAGAAGCAAACGAGCGUUUCUGUGGCCACCAGUACUGCUAGUUCUUUGUAUUGUGAUGCAAGCACAGACACUUCAGACCUGGCGGAGCAUGAACAAAAAUCUUGGACUUGCCGUGACAAAGUUUUUACCGAUGCAAGUACCAGCACUUUGGAAGAUUUUCCUUGUGAUCUCUUAGAGCCGGACGUAGAAGACCAAUCUCACAUCGGGAACGAUGGUUGUGCAAUGGAACAUGAAAGCGCCAUCCCCUCUUUGAAAAUAAAACUGAGCCUUGUUGAGUCAUCAGAAGGGAAUGCCAAGAGAUUUAAAAGAACUAAGAGACAAAAUGUGGAUAUUGAUAAUGAAAACCUCUCCAGCACUGACUCCUCAGAAAAGAAAAAAGAAGUCAAGAAGCAAUUUGAUAGUGCAGAAGAAAGUGAAAAGUCCACCCAGAAUACUGAACAGACUGCAGGCAAUGCUCUUCUUGCAUGUGAGAGGUCUGAGCUGGAAAGUCCAACGGUGUCUCUCAGAAGGUCAGCUAGGCACAAGAACAGAGAAGCUGGGCUCACCUACGGCCGGAAGGGAAAACAAAAUUUGAGUAAAAGUAAAAGAAACAAGGUUGCCAGUGUCGUUUGUGCUGACAAAGAAGCAGCAGCAGAAACGGAAGAAUUUCAGAAAGAAAAUGGCACUGUCUCUGUCAAUUGUGAUGAUGAAAACAAUGCACAACAAAAGAACAAUUUGAAGAAAAGGAACAAAUCUUCUAGUGUUGCCUGUGACGACCCUCAUGUACAGGCUGUGGUCAAUGGCAUUGAGAAGAAAGAAACAAAGAGCAAGUUGUCGUGCCACUCAUGUCAGGAGUUUUUCGAUGAGUUGAAGUCUCUGAAGUCACACAGUAAACUAUCUCAUGGAUUAAAAUGUUUCCUCUGCAGGAUUUGCAAGUUGACUUUCAGUGAGAUGAGUAGCUUUUCCAAGCACAGACAAGGGCAUAAAGGGGAGAAGAGAUUUGUGUGCCAGACUUGUGGGGCCGGUUUUGCUAGUGGGGACCACCUCAAGAACCAUAGCCGCCUUCACACGGGGGAGAAACCGUUCUCCUGCGACACAUGCGGGGCCAGCUUCACAGAGAAGUCCAAACUGAGGGCUCAUCAGAGGAAGCACACGGGGGAAAAACCCUACAGCUGCCAGGUGUGCUCCAAGACUUUCCGCUGGACGGCAGCCUACACCAGACACAUGAGAACUCACACAGGGGAAAAGCCGUACACUUGUGAGUUUUGUGGCGGGUCUUUUGCCGAUUUCACCUCACUGCAGCGACACAAGAGGGUUCACACGAAAGAGAAGCCGUACGCCUGUCAGACGUGUGACGCAAAGUUUGGAGAUCAGUCUGCGUUGAGACUUCAUUUGCGGGUGCACACCGGUGAGCGUCCAUUUGCGUGUGUCAUGUGUGGGUCAGCUUUUAGUCGGUUACAUCAUUUAAAAGAGCAUACCAAAAUUCACACUGGGGAAAAGCCGUUUGCGUGCGAGGUAUGUGAUGCCAAGUUUUCAGAAGCCUCCAAACUGAAAUGCCAUCUUCGUAAGCACACCGGGGAAAAGCCGUAUUACUGCAACCUGUGUGGGGCAAGUUUUGCGUGGACCGCGGCGUACACGAGACACAUGAGAACCCACACCCAAGAGAAACCGUACUACUGUGACUUCUGUGGCUCGAACUUUGCCGAUCACUCCACGUUGACCAGACACAGGCGGACUCACACGAAGGAACGACCAUAUGCCUGCAACACCUGCAAUACCACUUUUGCCGAUAACUCUUCUCUUCAUCGCCACCUGAAAAUCCACACUGGUGAGAAAUCUUACACGUGCGAAGUGUGUGGCUCAUCUUUUGCCGUAAAGUCGUACCUGGACCGUCACAUGAGGACACACACUGGUGUCAAACCUCACGUCUGCAACAUAUGUUUCUCAAGAUUCAGUGACUCAUCCAAACUGAAGCGCCACCAGAAAAUCCACGCAAAGUCAGACAGACAGCAGAGAGGAGCAGAUCAGUUCCCAAGUGCAUAUCAGUCUUUAGCAGCAGUCUCACAAGCUCCAACUCAACCACCGCUGCAACCACUGCACCAAUUACAAACACAGCAGCAACAGCAGCACCCAUCUCCUGAACCCCCCUCACCACCCAAACUUGACCUGAAACCCCUGCAUUCGCCAGACCAUGAGUUCUUCCACCACCCCCACCAGCCGCAGCAUCAGGAGUCUCACCACAUCCAACAUCCCUUGCCGGAGCUGUCCAGCAGUUGUAUGGACCCGGACAAGUCAACAUCCGUCCACAGCCUGCCGCUGGGUACUCACAAUCCACAGUUGACCCCACACAACAUCCAGAUCAACCACAGCUCCCAUAUGACCCCACAAGACCCCCAGAUAACAACACAUGAUUCUCAAAUGACUUCACAUGAAACCCACAUGAUGCUUCACCCACCGAUGACCCCCCACGACCCCCAAAUAACACGACAUGACUCCCAUAUAAAUCCGCACGACCCCCAAAUAACACGACAUGACACCCAUAUGAACCCCCACGACUCCCAACUAACGCGACAUGAUACCCGUAUGAACCCACACGACCCCCAAAUAACACGACAUGACACUCAUAUGAACCCCCAUGACCCCCAAAUGACCCCACAUGACCAUCAGAUGAUGCCCGUAGUACCAGAACUACAACCUCUCUUGGUCACCCCAUCCCUUGUGCCUAUCUCUGCCGUCAUGUCUUUCUCUCAGAAUCUUUAUGUGAACAACCACCUUGACACAGUCCUCCGACUGUUCUGGCAGCCCAGCAUGUCUAACAAUAAUCUGUUGCAACGCAUCACUGGACUCAACGCUCGGCUCCACCACAUACUGAAUCAUCUCCCCUUCCUGCACUACAGCGUGGUCAGAGCCCAAUUUCUCCCCGCUGACCAGUUGGAUGAUUUCCUUCUCUACCUCUUCCUUCACGCCUUGAAUGUGUAUCUCCACGUGUUCAAGCUCCGACUAAACAUGACGACAAAGCGUGGUGAGAAGGCCUACCACUCUUGUAAGCGUAUGGAAAGUUUAGAUACAACAACUAAAGACUGGAAGACAUUCAAGGAAUUAAUGCUAAAGAAUCCAGCAGGAGAUGCGAGCAUCAAGUCUGUGUUUCUCAUGGUCGUGCACAAUGAAAUAUUCAACAACAGUUCGGAGAAACACCUUCAAUUUGGAAGGUUAGAAAUGCAGGAACUCGACAGUUUUCUCUCUGAGUUUGAAGAUGCUUGUCUGCCGAGGGUCUUUGUAAAGUUUAAGAAUUUCCAAGUUUAUUUAGAGAAUUAUCCUGAAGAAACGGAGGAGGUCUCGGAACAUCAGCUGAAAACACAAGUCUUGGGUUUUAGCUGCCCAGCAGCAACGGACAGAGGUGGAUUGGAUGACAUAAAUGAUGUGUAUAGUAACACAGGGGAUACUCAGGGUGCAGUGACUUUGUGUAAUGAACAUUUUCACACUAAAAUAGUUACAGCUAGUGGUGUCAGUGGCACAAAUGGUGAACAUAAGAAGGCUGAUUCGUUUGACAACACAAUGGCCACCUCCAGUAAAAAUUGUUCUCAAAGUUCCUUUUGCACUCUAAGCAGCACUGUUGGAGAGUCCGACGCUGAACAGUUACAUGUAGGCACUGCUAACUUUCAUGAUUCUGGAAGCAAUGCUGUCACUGUCAAUGACUGGAGCUGUGAGCCAGGCCGUGUGUCAAACCGAGAUUGUGUAAGGAAAGGUCAGAAAGAUUACUUGGCUGGCAGAAAUUGUUCUGCCUCAACUGAAAUGGAAAAUAGCUUGUGCAAAGAAAAAAAUGAAAAUGGACUUGAAUUUUCUUCUCGAACUGCGGUUACUAAGAGGAGCAAGAAUGAUUCUGAUGAUGAAGGGCAUGAUGAGAAAUGUAAAGACGAUUCUCUGUCAAAGUCGAAGAUGAAUGCUGAUACUGAAGCUUCUCUUCUGCAGUGUUCUAAUUCUAGUACCGAUAUGCCCUUGGAAUGUCCAAGCAACCUGACCAGACUCCCCAAACUACACGGCAAGAAGCAGCUAAGUCCUGACAAAGCAAAAUGUGGGAUUUGCAAGGCUUCUUUCCCAAGUUUCUCGAAACUUCAAUGUCACUUGAAAACCCACGCACGAAAGAGUGUACACAAGUGCAGCAUUUGUGAGAAGACAUUUUCCCAGAAGGGCCGGUACAGCGCACACAUGAAGACUCACUAUCUUUCUAAGAGUUUUGUCUGUGAUGUGUGCUCGGCUUCUUUUUCAAGUUCAGCAAAGCUGGGACGUCACAAACUUGUUCAUUCUGGAAAGAAACGUUUUACUUGUACGGAAUGCGAGUCGUCAUUUGCAGAUCGUUCUCACCUCAUUGUUCAUUAUCGCAUCCACUCUGGGGAACGGCCAUUUAAAUGUGAUGAAUGUGAUGCAGCAUUUACCGAGUCUACGAAGUUGAAGAAUCACAAGAGGUCUCACUCAGGAGAAAAACCCUACGUGUGUGAGGUAUGUGGUUCGUCGUUCACUGUCUCAUCUAGUCUGAAAAGCCACAUGAAAGUUCACUCUGGAGUGAGGCCAUACAAAUGUGACUUGUGUGAGUUUACAGCUGCUAAUUCCUCCAAUUUGAGGUCACACAUGCGAGUCCAUUCUGGUGAGCGUAAGUUCACAUGUGAGAAAUGUGGUGCGUCUUUUUCAGAAUCUGCGAAGCUCUCACGCCAUAAGAUGGUUCAUUCUGGCGAAAAACCGUAUAAUUGUGACUCAUGCGGAGCUCGUUUUGCAGAUAAGUCCCACCUGACAGUUCAUUUACGAAUUCACUCGGGCGAGAGACCCUUCAAGUGUUCCGUCUGCUCUGCCUCCUUCACUGAAUCUAGUAAACUGAAGAACCAUUUACGGACGCACACAGGAGAAAAACCGUAUGUCUGCGAAAUCUGUGGCUCAUCUUUUGCCGUCUCGAAUGGUCUCAAGUCCCACAUGAGGAGACACACAGGGGAGAAGCCGUACAAGUGUAACGUUUGUGGCUACGCUACGUCUCAGUCCUCCAAUCUCAAGACGCACAUGAACGUACACAGUGGCCGUAAACCGUACUCGUGCCAGGAUUGUGGAGCUUCGUUUUCUGAGAAUGCAAAGCUUCAGAGACACAAAGUCAUUCACUUGGAUAUCCCUGACGAUGAAGAAAGUGCAAUAAGAGACAGAGAUGUUUUACAAUGUGAAAAAACUCUCAGCGACGAAUGUUUGACUAAGCCGAGUGAUGCUCUGAUACAAUGGCACUUUCCUCAUCAGGACACCUCUGAUUUGUGCGGUGCGUCAUCGGUGUUUGAGAAUGGAGAUCCGAAAGCUGUGCCUUCAGAGCCCAGUGUCAGCACUCAGUACAACAUAAGUACGGACAGUUUCUCCGAUCUGUCCCACAUCAUGGUACCUUCACAGACGAAUGACUGCAGUUUUAGUCUGAACAGUUUUCAGGCCUCAUCCAGUCUUCACAUUGAUAUGAGUGACCUGUAGCUUUGUCUUGAAAAUUGAUGACUAAUGUUGGCCCAGGUCUUUCAUUGUAUGGGCAUCUGUGGUGUAGAGGUUAGACACUUUACUUUUGCACUCGGAAAACUCUGAGUUUGAUUCCUAAGUGGAGAUAAUUUUUGUUAUCGAGUUUCUCUUUCUUUCUGCUGGGAUGUUGUAUCCCUCUCAUUCCAGGUUGGCCCUGGUCAGAAUACCACCUCUUAAAAAAUCUAAUUUGUGUUGAUGAGGGCAAAAAAAAAGCACCCAAAAUUUGAUAAAACUUUUUUUUAAAAUGAUUGUGUUCAUUCCCCCUUUUUUACAUGUAGUACUAGUGGUUAGGCUCUCGGACUCGCAACCGUAAGGUCGUGGGUUCAAAUCCCGUCAAGGGCCCGACG